Messenger RNA from Pangasianodon hypophthalmus (striped catfish), 2768 nucleotides. RefSeq lists its product as uncharacterized. NCBI's taxonomy places the organism in Eukaryota, Metazoa, Chordata, Actinopteri, Siluriformes, Pangasiidae. The record is from RefSeq and is a predicted model, not a curated record. Bases 166 to 1593 code for a protein of 475 amino acids. The transcript has 7 exons.
CAGACCUGCAGGAGGAAAGUUCCAGAGCUUUAGCGCGCGCGUGGCUGUGUGGAACAGUGCAGCGGUGACGUCGAUCUUUUUUUUCCACUUCCGGUUUCGAAAUCGAAAGUUAGAAGUGCGACGUUAGAGAAAGAGAGAAAAGAAGAGUGAAGAAGUUCUGCUGCCAUGCAGUCCUGCAGCAUUCAUCACUGUGUCCUGUUCUUCCUCACCCUCACAUUCACCACUGCUCCUGUAUCAGCUGCUGUCUGUUCUACAACGGUGAAGGGUCGGCUUCAUCAGUCUGUGAUUCUCCCAUGUGAAAAUAAAUGUUCUGGUUCAGUCAAAUGGGCCUUGGACGAGAAUCGAGAUGUUGUCUUCGCUCGGUGUGAUCAGACAUCAUGCAGCUCAGUGAAGGAGGGAUAUGAAAUGUCUCAUGCUCAGUACCUGAAGGGAGAUCUCUCUCUCACCAUCACUGCAGCUGAUUACAGUAAGAGGAACACAUACGUGUGUGAAUGUGGAAUCAACGACAUCUCUACUGUGAGCCUCAGCAUUGAGACUGUGUUCUCAGCAGUUCAGAUGAAGCCUGGUGAAGAUCUGAUCCUGGAUUUGAGCGUACCAAAUGGCACCGUGGAGGUGAUUUAUAAAAGCAGAGAUUCAGCUGAUGGGGAACAGAUCUGCACUGUGACUCAACGCUCACUACAGUGUAAAGCUGAAUACACACACAGAACAUCACUCAGUCACCCAGAGCUCACAGUGAGAGACGUGCAGUCGAGUGAUAGUGGAAGUUACACCAUCCGGGACCUGAAGAAUAACGAAGACAUUCGUGUGUACACCGUCUCUGUGGCAGGGUUAACUAAGGGGGCUAUUGCAGCAAUAGUGCUGGCGGUGCUGCUGCUGGUGGGGCUGCUGAUCGCCGGAGUGAUAAUAUACAGAAGGAGAGCAGCUGAGCAGGAGCUCAGAGAGCUCGAGAGUCGAAUGGAAGAAGUGGAUAAACUCGUUAACCAGGUUCAACCCAAAAAGCCAGGACAAGAAGAGCAGAAAUUUACACGUACUGACCCAGAAUACAAAGCUCUGGAGAAGGAGCUGAAGGACGUGGUGGAUAAGGUGGAGAAGGCGAUUGAUGAUCUGGAACAGCAGUACAGAGAGAACAGGAAACAUUCGGAAUAUGUCACAUUGUUCUGCGACAAAAAGAGAACAGAGCUGACGUUGUGGAAAAUGAUAUGUGCAACAAAACUACAGGAAUCUCUGAAGUCUGAGACAAAAAAGGUGACGGUGCUGAUGGAGGAGGUGGUGAAGAGUUUAGAGUAUCUCAAACGUGCGACAUACAAAAAGAAUCGCUCCACUGUGCUGCUGGACAGCACGUGCGACCACGUGGAAUCGCAUCUGCAGCAGAUUAACACCUGGUGCAGCGAGCAGAGAGAGGGGCUAAACAAACUCAAACUGGAUGAUAUGGAGAAACUUCUGGAUAAGUAUGAACAGUGGUGUGAAGAGAAGAAGAAUGAGCUGAAGAAAUACAGAAAGAAACUAAACUCUGCAGGAAAGAAUCAAGAAAAUUUGAUAGCAGGGAAGAUAGAAGAAGAGAGCACACCACUGAACUCUGCUGUUACAACAUGAUACAGAAGCAUAGAGGAUGCAGAAAACAUGACCACACACACACACACACACACACACACACACACACAGUCCCGAGUGGUGCGACAGAAAAGCAUCAGCAGGGAAAAGUGUGUGUGUGUCUGCGUUGUGUGAGUGUUACUUUCUUCUCUUGUAGUAAAUGUGUAGAGACUAAAAGGUUCCUCAGCUCUGUUCUUCUCUCUGUGCAUAAACAGCGUUCUAUCAGACCUGUAGUCCACUACACAGGCUUUCCACACCUUUACAAACCUUCUCACAAAGCUCCAUGAUGUAUUAGCGCUGUGGUUUCAGACGAGCGAGCAGCAGCGUGAUGGAGUUUAUAUCAUCAUUCACAACCACGUCACCAGAUUAAUGAGGAAAUACAUCAACAUCCUCACUGUAUUAUACUCGAUAUUACUCUGCUGUGUUAAUAUCCACGUGUGUGUGUGUGUGUGUGUGUGUGUGUGAGUGUGUGCUGAAACCUUUCAGUGCCAGAAAAUUAUUUUACUGGUGUUUGAAGCUCUCACACACACACACACACACACACACACACACAAACAAGGCCUGUGUGCUAUAACAGUGUAAUCAGUGCUACAGUGCUGUAGCUGCGCGAUCGCUGUUACAUUUACUCUCAUUAUGUUACAUUACAUUAUAGAAACAGACUAACCAGCUUUUAUUAAACAUUAUAAACAUUAUUUAGACAUUUAUAAUCUCUGAUCUUUGUUAUUUUGUAGGAUACUAACAGAGCUUUACUGUGCAUGAAAUAGCGUGUGUGUGUGUGUUGGAGCUCUUCCUCUUCUGUGCAGCAUGAACCUGAGCACAGUUGAGACUUGAUGUUUGAGCAGUAAUUAGAGAAGAAUUAUUAUUAUUAUUAUUAUUAUUAUUAUUAUUAUUAUUAUUAUAGCUUGUGUGUGAACGAUAUCCAACAUCAUUCUUUAUCACUUCUUUACUAUUUGUUGUGUAACUGAAGGUCACAGGGGUUACUUCUGUAAAUGAUCCGUGUUAGAAAACUAAGUGCUGAAUCCAGCGUGUGGAAGACUUUGGAGAUCUGAGCCGAUCUCUUCCCCAGGGAUUUAAUGCUGUUCGCCGAUCGCUGACCGUUGCCUGUGUUAUGAUCCUGAGUUUGUGUUACGAUUUAAAUUUGUCUGCCAGCUUUUUAAAUAAAGUGUUUUUUAACCUGC